AGGAUAAGAUAAGUGGACUACCAGAUGAAGUUCUGUUGUACCUUCUGUCUCUCUUGUCAUUGAAAGAAGCAGCAAGGACUAGUGUUCUUGCGCGACGAUGGCGCAAGGUUUGGACUUUUAUUCCCGUCUUGAAUUUUGAUGCUUCGCAGGCGUUACUUGCCCUGAAGGAACGAAGAAGAAGAUUUGGAAUAGUUGAUAAUAGGAUGCUUGCUCUGGAAAGGGAUAGAUAUGUCGAUUGGGUAAAUCUUGUCUUGGAGGCAUAUCAGGGAUCUUCCAUAGAAGAAUUUCGAGUUCGAUUUGAUUUGGAUGAAAAUCAUGGGUAUGAUAUUGACAAAUGGGUUUACUUCGCAAUUGAAAAGAAAGUUAAACGGCUGGUGAUGGAGUUCCAGAAGUUCUUAGUUGCUGUGCACAAUGAAAAGGUUUACUCUUUCCCCCCAUUACGUAGCAUUUUUAAGAGGCUGCAUAACUGUAGAUCCCUUAUAGCGCUAGAGUUGAAUUGUGUAAACAUAAGUGGAGGUGUUGUUGAAUACUUCAUAGCUAGUUGCCCACAUCUUAGGCAAUUAUCAGUUGAAGGUUCAGAGUCUAUGGUUGAUCUUAAAGUUUCUGGAGAAUCACUUUGCUUGGAGUACUUGAAGAUAGCAAAUUGCUACAAGUUGGAAAGCAUAUAUAUCUCUGCAGCAAAUCUCUCAUCAUUCGCAUAUUUGGUGAAGCGAUAGAUAUCUCUUUUGUGAAUGUACCCAACCUCGUUGAACUAUCUUUUUGUGGGAGAUAUUCUCAAUACAUCGUCCGUAGCUUUCGUGAGCUUUCAAAUUUUGCAUUUCAACUAGUGAAACUUAAACUAGUUGUGCCGAAACUCGAGAAAAAGAUGGUACCUGAAAAAUUCAAGUUCCCUUUGCUUGCAAACCUCAAGAAUUUUGAAUUGAAGACUUAUGGAAGUGAGAGUGACAGUCUUCUUAAUUUUGCUCCUUUGAUAGAGGCAGCUCCUUCUAUGCUUAGAUUUUCAUUGGAGUUUAUUUGGAUUGAGAAUGCUUGGUUGAACGGGAGGAGACAAAAGAAGGCGGCCACAAAAUGUCCACACCAAUGCCUUAAAGAAGUGGAACUUGCUGGCUUUGUAGGGCAUGCUAUUGACAUGGAGUUUGCAGAGUAUUUGAUCGAGAAUGCUAUUGCAUUGGAGAAAAUUAUCAUUGAUCCUGCAAAUCUAAGUUGGAGAGGAUACGAGUUGUCGUUGCCGGACGAGAGAUUGAAGGAGAUACCAAAUAUCAUAGAGCAAGUAAUGAAACUCCAAUCUAAAUAUUCCCUAGGAGAUAAAUUAGUACUUCACAAUUUAGAGUAGAUUAGUAAGUAUUUUGCAAUUUAGUUAGUACUUCGCAAUUUUUGACCUACACCCCCUAGAUUAUUAGAUUAGUAAGUACUUCGCAAUUUUUGAAUUUCAGUUUUAGCUAUAUAUUUAUCUUUUUAAUGUUGUAAUUUGUAAUUUUAGAUGAUU
Tripterygium wilfordii is the source of this 1486-nucleotide messenger RNA. RefSeq lists its product as uncharacterized. Bases 866 to 1333 code for a protein of 155 amino acids. The transcript is spliced from 3 exons. The record is from RefSeq and is a predicted model, not a curated record. NCBI's taxonomy places the organism in Eukaryota, Viridiplantae, Streptophyta, Magnoliopsida, Celastrales, Celastraceae.